Molecule: messenger RNA, 933 nt
Organism: Malurus melanocephalus (red-backed fairy wren)
Lineage: Eukaryota; Metazoa; Chordata; Aves; Passeriformes; Maluridae
Product: dual specificity protein phosphatase 13-like
Exons: 4
Coding region: 112-738 (208 amino acids)
Biological process (GO): protein dephosphorylation; negative regulation of MAPK cascade
Cellular component (GO): cytoplasm
Molecular function (GO): MAP kinase phosphatase activity; protein tyrosine/serine/threonine phosphatase activity
Source: RefSeq, a predicted model, not a curated record
AUGACACAGCCUUAUCAUCUGCAGGGUACCUGCAGAGCAGGAUCCUCUGUCCCAGACUGUCUUUGCCACAAGAGAAGAAACAAUUWCUGAGCAUCUCUUUUAAGUACAAGGAUGGCCUGGGACUCCUUGUGCAGCCAGGACUUACGGCGGCCCAGGAUACGAAGUGCCUCAAGCUGGAUGUCUGACAGUGGGAGCAGUGCUGGGACACCAUCGCUGGAGGAGCUGCGGCGCCUGCUCUGCACACGCACACACCCCACAGGGCACGUGGAUGAAGUCUGGCCGAACCUUUAUGUAGGAGACCUGUACGUUGCUCGUGACAAGGCCCAGCUGAGCCGCAUGGGCAUUUCCCACAUUGUGAAUGCUGCUGCUGGGAGAUUUCGCAUCAACACUGGGCCCAAGUUCUACGACGACUUGUCUGUGGAUUACUACGRAGUAGAAGCAGAGGACAACCCGAACUUUGAUCUCAGCAUUCACUUCUAUCCAGUUGCUCAAUACAUCAGAGAAGCACUGAAUUCCCCAAGAGGCAAAGUACUGGUUCACUGUGCAAUGGGAAUCAGUCGGUCUGCAACUCUUGUCCUCGCUUUCUUAAUGAUUUGUGAAGGUCUGUCCCUCACCGACGCAAUUCAGACUGUGCGCUCCCACAGAGGGAUCUGCCCYAACUCUGGCUUCCUCCAGCAGCUUCGGGAGCUGGACCUCCGGUUAGGAAGGGGCACAAGCAGAAGAGCAGAGGCCUUCUAGUGCCAAGAAGGUGUGUCUCCUGGCACCAGAUCAAGAAAUUCUGCCCUCACUGAAGAGUGCAAGGAUGCUGGCAGGACUGCUCUGUAGCUGCAUGGAGAAAUUCUGGGGAAAGGCUGAGCAUGAGCAAACGGUUAGGCAUGUAUUUUUUGGAUAAGCCUAYUAAUUGGAAAGAAAAUGAAAUAAAGAAGGAUUCAA